Molecule: messenger RNA, 9414 nt
Organism: Cololabis saira (Pacific saury)
Lineage: Eukaryota; Metazoa; Chordata; Actinopteri; Beloniformes; Belonidae
Gene: brca2
Product: BRCA2 DNA repair associated
Exons: 27
Coding region: 145-9285 (3046 amino acids)
Biological process (GO): double-strand break repair via homologous recombination; regulation of DNA-templated transcription
Cellular component (GO): nucleus
Source: RefSeq, a predicted model, not a curated record
GUGACGUGCAGUCUGAGGCUACGUUUACUUUGUGUUGUUUUAUCUCAAAGCUUUAGUUGUUGUCACUGUUUUUACGGGAGUCAUAUCGCGACAUGAGAGUCAACACUCUCAGAUGUCGUCAUGACCUGACUCAAGUCACCUGGGAUGGAAUCACCUCCUAACAACAUGUAUGAUGCAUUCAAAGACCAGAUCUGGACAGAGCUGGGACCACUGGACCCGAACUGGUUUGAAAUACUGAGUGGGCAAACGUCUGUUCACGAGGUGUCAGAUCAAGAUGACCUUUGUGAUAAUCAAGAGGCAAAUUUUAAAACACCUUUUGAAAAAGCUGAUGGCAGUCAGCUGUUUUCAACCCCUAAAGUUUUCAGACACAGUCGAAUUGUGUCUCCAGAAAUUGAAGAUGAGCAGUCUUUCACAGCUGCACAAGAAAAAGCAACAUUGCCAUGCACAGCAACACAAAGUCCCAGCUUGUUUAAGCUGUCAAAGGAGAGGGUCGCAGGUGGGAAAUGCCGAGACAUCCAGACUCGGAAUGAGGACAGCUUUGAUUUACUUCACACCCCAAACAAAUCCCCGGUCAGCUAUGUAAAGCAUAUUUCUGAAAGUCUUGGUGCACAGCUUAAUCCUGACGUUUCAUGGACUAGUUCUUUGAAUACACCACCAGCAGUUCCAUCCACCCUGAUUUUAUCCAAGACUGAUGAGGAACCGUGUCCACCGAGUGCUACUCCUGACAGAAAUUUUGUUAUUGUGCGGGAGCUUUUCCCUUCUCUGUCAAAAGGCUCCACAGGUGAUGCACCUGAAAACAACAACGUAGCUGAUGUUUCUCAAGGUGCUGUUUCCACUGAGGCCCAUGACCGUUCUCACGGUACCCUCAACGAAUCUGCUUGGCAGCAGAAAGUUCCAGAUGCUAUUGAGGACGGAGAAGUUCGCAGCACGGUGGCAGAAGUUAUCAAUGGAGCUGAAAAUGUUCUCUCUAUUUUCUUUGCCAACAGUAGUUCAGCUCUGAGAAAAGUGAAGCAUGAAAGACUCAAGCGGAAGCAAAACAUUCAGAUAAAGGAGACUGAUUGCAGCUCUGCAGUAGCACCGUCGGCAUGUAAGGCUGCAGCUGCUGAAGAGGAAGCCAUUGAUGCAGAAUCUGACAGAUUUCCCUCAAGCCCGCUGGUCAAAACUGGACAUGGUGCAAUCAGCCAAUGGUCUCCAUUGAGUCUGUCAGAAAUCCAAUCUUGUACUGAGAAUAGCACUAUCUUAAAAGAAAGACUGCAAGGUGAGGCUAAUUCUAGCCCACUUUCUUGGCCAUCGGGCAGAAUCACAGACUCUGGAUUUAUUAGGAAAAAGAGACUAUUUGUUGACAGUGUUAGGACUUUGAAGAGCAAAGAAGAAAAAGAUUGUCAAUUUCAGAAGAUGGCUUUAUUAUCAGGAAUUCCUGAAUCCAUUAACACAUCUCUCAUGCCUGGACAAGAAAUGAAUGGGAAGCAUUUGGAGAAACUCCAACCGGAAGCAGAUUUCUGCGGCACUGGGAAUAGUGAACUGAAAAAAGGCUCUGAAGAGGCUAAAGUCCAGGAUCUGGACAUUUCGCAGCUUUCCAGAGAUUUUGCGCAAGACUUCAGCCAAAUGUCGGACUGUAUUCAACAGAGUAAAGUAGCUGAAGAUACUUUUUCUACAUCAGCAUGUCUCUCUGCCCUGAAACAGGCAAGGGAGAAAGAAAGGCAAGCAACCUUACAGCAUAACAUGGAUGGUAACAAUAGAAAGCAUAUUUCCACCUUUGAUCAAAGUUACCACAUCAGUGAAGGAAUUAUAAAUGACAGUGGUUUCCAGUCUGCUGUAACGAACACUACUCAUUUGACUGCAACGCCACUUGGUCCUUGCUCAGAGAACACUGGUCAAAGUCAGCAGUCCUCUGGCUUUAAGACUGACAUCCACACAGCUAGUCCUUUCCCAUCUACAAAGGGAGGAAAUGGAAAAUCACAUUUGGAUGCUGAGGCUGGAACCACUCUUCCCAGUGUGCAGAGAAACAUCCCACACUGGACACUGGACCCCAGAAGAGAAGGCAAGUCGGAUGCAAAUAGGAGAUCAACAGGACAACCAAGUGGUGCAAAAAGAGUGGAUAAUAUGAACUGCAAGCCAUUAAACGGUCAAUUUCAUGAUGUCCUGCAAGAUAAAAUGGAAGUUUCUGUUCCAUCUGCCAACGCAUCAGGAUUUAAAACCGCUUCCAAUAAAGGUAUACGCAUUUCCACAGCUAACCUGGAGCGAGCCAAGCAUCUCUUUGAAGAGACUGAAGGUAAAAAGACUUUUAAUAAUCUGUCCACCAAAUGUGACUCUGCAACUAAAUAUAAAAAUAACAUCAGCGAUGGAUCAGUGCAAAGUGUUUCUUCUAACUCAAACCCGCUACCUUCUUUGUGUAAAACAUUUGGGAAUUUCAGUUCCCAGUUAACGGCUUCACAAAAAGCGGACGUAACGGAACUUUGUUCUCUCUUGGAAGAAGCAGAGAGCCAGUUUGACAUUACACAGUCCAAACCUCCCAAAUUGCAACAGCAUUGUCAAAGCAAUGGUGCGACUCCAAGAAAAGCUGCAAAAGAACUUGAUUCUGAUUUUCUUGCUGGAAUAAAUUUUGAUGACAGUUUCAGUUCAGAUGCUGAAAAGCAGGAGAAACAAAGUGCAAAGCCGGACAAAAUGGACUCAGUCUUAGAUGAUAAAGCAAAUAUUGGAACAUUAAACACCACGGCUCAAUCGACGGAUUGGCCAUUGUCAUAUGCACCGAUGAAAGAGAACUCAUCUGCAUCACUCUGUUUGAAGUCCACCUCUGAAGAUACAAGGUAUCAUUCUUCAGCUAAACCUAAAAACCGUGACAGUGCUGAGUACGGUGAAGCCACCAAAGUGCAAAACACCAAUACUUUUGUGCUUGGUGUGGGAUUUAAGACUGCAGGAGGAAAUCUACUGAAUGUUUCCAAAAAGUCUCUGAGUAAAGCUCGAGCUUUGUUUGCAGAUUUGGAUAAGAAUCCUCCAGAUGAGGAAUCCACAGACAAGCAAAACAGUGAAAUCGAUGCCAAAAUGGAUCAAAAGUGUAACUUAGAUAGGAAAGAUAUAAUAUUCACUCCCCAAGAAAACUCUAAUGGUGGGGAGGGAACUUCAAAAGAUGGCAACGUUGACACAAACACGUGCCAAAGUGGUUUCCACAUGGCUAGUGGGAAACAAAUCCCAAUUUCAGCAAACUACAUGGAACAGGCAGACGCUUUUUUCAAAGACCGUGUCAUAAUGGAGAGUAAUGAUGGCAUGUCUGAUAAGAACAUAAAACACGUUCCUGACAGGUCUGAGAAUAAGAAAAACCAUUCUGAGGGACAUGUUAAUGGAUGCACUAAGUUUGAAAGUGGAAAUCCUGGACUGGUAGCACGUAACACAAAACGACCACAUCUGGAUGAAGUGGGAAGUAAAGUUACACAUGCUUUGCAAAAUGCAGUUCCUUUCCAUGGAAAGCAAAUUUUGCCUUCAAAGCCUUCCUCCUCCGUGCUUCGCACGACAUCAAAGGAUAUUGAUUUAUCUGCCACAGAUGAAAUGAUAACUGGUUGUGGAUUUCGUACAGCCAGUGGGAAAGACGUUUCCGUGACGGCAGAUGCUCUAAAAAGAGCAGAAUGCCUUUUGAAAGAGAUCCAUACGCCUGAGGCCAUCAAUGAUCAACCAAAUCAAAAAGAAACCUCAAAAUCAGGACAGCUCAACGAUCGGGUUUUACAACCAGAAAAAAGUGGAUUUCAGACUGCUAGUGGAAAGGUUGUUGGCGUUUCAUUGGCGGCGCUAAAGAAAGCAGAAACACUGAUGAAGGAGUGUGCAGGGGUUGAAGGUGAAAUCAAUCCUCCAUUGUUACAUCACAAGAUUCCAGUUACUGGUUCACAUCGUGGGAAUUGGGGUUUUUCCGCGGCCAGUGGUAAACCUGUGGCAGUUUCAUCCGAGGCCUUACAGAAGGCUAAAGCUUUAUUCAGUGACAUCGGUAAAACUAGCCCAGCUGUUCCAGACACAAGGACCAAGACAAAAAAUGAAGAUGCCCGAGAUAAUAUGGAGACUGUACAACGUGGUUUCACAACAGCAAGUGGAGCCAAAGCCCACGUGUCACGGAAGAAUCUCUUAAAAGCAAAUCAUCGGCUGAAAGAAUUUGAUGAUUUGGUUUUGACCAAAGCAAUGCAAGAGGAGGAUGCUUUUUUCAGAGAGUUUGAUAUGGAUGCUGAUGAUGCAAUGUUGCCAGAAGAUGUGAGUAGCGUGGGUGGCAGCAAGAAAAAAAUUCCUGCUAAACUUGAUCCGGAUCAAAGGGAGGCUCCUACGAUUUCUAAAGAAGCUGCAGGUGAUUCUGUUAAGGACGUGGACGAACAAGCACAACAAAAAGGAGACAUUUUGACACCAGAGAAAAGUGGAUGUCAAACAGGCAGCGGAAAAGCAAUCGGUUAUUUAUCUCCACCUCCCACCAAAACUUCAGGUGAGGCUUCAAAUUCAUUGUUAAAUCCAUGUGAAGGAGUUGAGGAUAAAAAGGGUGCAACAACAUCCAGAUCCAAGCUCACAUCUCUUCCAUUUAAUGGCGGAGGAUUUUGUGCUGCCAGUGGUAAGCCUGUAGCAGUUUCAUCCGAGGCCCUUCAGAAGGCAAAAUCUCUGUUCACCGACCUUGGUCACAUCGCAGAUUUGCCAGACAUAUCACAGAAAAGGAAAAGUGAUGGGAACCAAGACAAUGGUGGCAAUACAGUGGGGAUGCGUUGUGGUUUCACAACUGCAGGGGGAGUAAAAGUCCAUGUGUCAAAAAAAAGUCUCAUGAAAGCAAAACAUCUUCUGAAAGAAUAUGAAGACGCAGAUGAUCUCAAGGAUGGCACGAUGGACAGUGACGGCAAUAAUUCAGGGAGAUGUAAAAGUACAGAAAAUAUAAGUGGAAGACACCAUGUGAAGCAAAGCCUUUCCAAAUCAAAUCAGCAUCAGAGGGAAAUGGCAGACUUUCCUAAAGAGCAUGAACAUGGAAGCACCGAGUACUCAGACAAACCGAUGAAACAAAAGGAAAUCACUGUGCCACAAAAGGGUGGUGGCUUUCAGACAGCCAGUGGAAACGUCGUUGCCAUUUCAUCUGAAGCUCUGAAGAGAGCAAAAAUCCUGUUAAGUGACUGUGAAGAAGCUUCAUCAUCACAUUUCAAGCUUCCAGUUACUGAUCCAGUUUCCAAGAGUUGUGGGUUUUCUGCAGCGAGUGGUAAGCCUGUGGUCUUUUCUUCUGAGGCUUUACAGAAGGCUAAAACUCUCUUCGGUGACAUCAGUUUGAGCAAAGACACUGCAGCUAUUUCAGACACGAAGAAAAGGGAUGAGAAAUGUGAAGAAGCUGAAAAAAACAGAGGGCAAAUACACUGUGGUUUUUCAACUGCGGCAGGACAAAAAGUCCUCGUAUCAGAGAAAAGUCUUUUGAAAGCAAACGACCUUUUGAAAGAGUCUGAUGAUGGUGAAUGUCAUUAUUCUUUUUCAAAUUCAACAACCUCACAGGACACCCAUAAGUCAGAUUCAUCAAAAGGGAAAUAUCUGAACAGAACUUUAAAUUCCACUGUUACCCCGGAUGAUGGCAAGGGCAACCCUCCAGAGAGAGAGACGUCCUUAAAUGAUGAGCCAUUCUCUGCUUUGAAGCAGAGUGACCAUCUAAACAAAACAGUUGUAAGUUCAAGCAUACAAGGCUGUAGUUUUAUCAAAGAAAAGACACGAUGCACCAGUGUGUUUAAGUUUCAAGAGGACAAAGUUGUCACAUCAGGGGCAGGUAGCCUAACGGACAUCCCUGAACAAGACGUGCCACGUGUGCUGAACUGUAAUAUAAAUCAAACAAGCAGGAAAAAUCCAUCUGGAGUUGCAAAAGCAGACGAGUCUUCAGUUCUAAAUCUUCAGUCACUUGACCUCAGCGGCUGCACCGUCACGCAGCAGAAGUUUCUGGCUCAGGAGGCAUUGGACUGCACAAAAGCCUUGCUAGAAGAUGAAGAUGUAGCAGGCCAAAGUCUAACUUUAGAAAAUAUGCCCAGUAGCGGAUCUACAGAAGAACAACGUACGAGGAAAAGAGUAAUGGGAGAUCCAGACCAUAUCGGUCAGCCUCCCUCAAAAAGACGAUUACUGGAAGAAUUUGACAGGACUAUUAAUGGUUCGAGAGGCUCAGUGCUCCAUCCUGUUAAAAGUUCUCCGAUUGGUUUAAUGAAAGACAGGGGCGUUUUCAGAUAUGGUGGCUCUCUUCAUCCAAACAUCACAAAGCCAUUCAGUGAAAGAAAAAGCAAUGUAACUACAGUAUUCCAAAAGACACCACUUGCACAACAGUCGACCCCAGGAGACUGCAGAUCAGCCUCUUCCAAGGUUCCUGCAUUUGUUCCUCCAUUUAUCAAAAGUGCAAAAAUGGAGACUGGCAAGAAUCCAGCGCCCAAAGAAAAUGCAAGCGUGUCUACAUUUGUUCCCCCGUUCAAAAAGCAAAAGACUAUCCUGCAGGAGAGCUUCUCUAAACAACAGGACCAUCAACCCCUAACAGGGCAGCCCAACAGCAACACCUAUGUACCACCAACUAGGAAAAUCCAAGACACAACAGAUGUCAUUUCUUCAGUUGGCAUGGCAAACACUAAUACAGUGAAUAAUCAAAGUGUUCCUGUUACUUGUGGAUCAGCCAGUUCUGGUGCAGAUGUAUCACACGUGGAUGCCACAUCUUCUAGAAACCAAGAUGUUCCAGAUGAUCCCGAGAACAUUGAGCUGGCACGGGAUAUGCAAGACAUGAGGAUCAGGAAAAAGAAGCGUCAAACCAUCCGACCUCUGCCAGGGAGCUUGUUUCUAACGAAAACCUCAGGAGUGGCAAGGACCCCGUUAAAAGUAGGAGUGAAUGGAAAUCCUCCGAGAAGAUACACCCCAGAACAGCUAUACGCAUAUGGAGUCCAUAAGCACGCUACUGAAAUCACUAGUGAGACUGCAGAGUCUUUUCGCUUUAAUUUGCUCCAGUUCAUCAAACACGAAGCAUUUCUUGAUGGAGGUGGUGUUCAGCUUGCUGAUGGGGGGUGGCUGAUCCCCAGCAAUGAUUGCACUGCAGGAAAAGAGGAAUUCUAUAGAGCAUUAUGUGACACGCCAGGUGUGGAUCCAAAACUGAUCUCUGAAGCGUGGGUCUACAAUCACUACAGAUGGAUUGUGUGGAAGCAGGCCUCUAUGGAAAGAUCUUUUCCAGAAACGAUGGGCAGCAUCUGUCUUACCCCAGAGCAGGUUCUCCUACAGCUUAAGUACAGAUAUGAUGUCGAGGUGGACCACAGCCGCAGAUCAGCUCUGAAGAAGAUCAUGGAAAAGGAUGACACAGCAGCCAAAAGUCUUGUUCUCUGCGUAUGUGAGACCCUCUCCAGAGGUCAACCCCAGAGCAGACAGAGUAACAAUGGUGCCAAGACACCACAAAGUGCUGAUUCCAAGGUGGAGAAUCCAUAUGCAGUGGUUGGGCUUACAGAUGGCUGGUAUGCUAUUAAAGCCCAGCUGGAUGAACCUCUGACUGCCAUGCUGGAAAAGGGUUUACUGGCUGUUGGGGGCAAGUUGAUCAUCCACGGGGCCCAGCUGACGGGGUCACAGGACGCUUGUCCCCCUCUCGAGGCACCUGAAUCUCUCAUGCUGAAGAUCUGUGCCAAUAGCAGCAGACGUGUACGAUGGGAUGCUAAACUGGGAUUUCACAGAGAUCCACGGCCAUUCCUACUUCCUGUCUCGUCUUUGUAUAGCACUGGAGGACCCGUUGGAUGUGUUGAUAUUGUUAUAGUGAGAAGCUACCCGAUCCAGUGGAUGGAGAGAAAACCAGACGGAGGAGUUGUGUUCCGGUCUGUUCGAGCAGAGGAGAAGGAGGCCAGGCGAUACAACAGUAUCAGGCAAAAGGCAAUGGAGAUGCUUUUUAUGAAGAUUCAAGUGGAUUUUGAAAAGGAGGAGAAAGGGAGAACUGAACCUAAACGGAGAAGGCAAACGAUCAGUGAUCAGGAUGUUGCCCGUCUGGAGGAUGGACAGGACCUUUAUGAAGCAGUGGGAAACGAUCCGGCUUACCUCGAGGCUCAUUUGAGUGAACAGCAGUUGGAAACGCUACGUAGCUACAGGCAUUCACUGAUGGAGAAGAAACAGGCUGAGCUGCAGGAUCGAUACCGCCAUGCUCUGGAGGAAGAGAACACACAGAUGAACUGUCCCAAAAGAGAUGUGACGCCUGUGUGGAGACUCAGCAUUGCUGACUCUAUGGCCCAUCCCAGCUGUGUUUCCCAGUUGAAUCUUUGGAGACCCUCCUCUGAUCUUCAGGCUCUAUUGAAGGAAGGGUGCCGAUACAAAGUUUAUAACCUUGUGACUUCAGACGGAAAGAAACGCAGCAGCAUUGAAACAGUUCAGCUCACUGGGACAAAGAAAACCCAGUUUCAGCAACUUCAGGUGUCCCAGGAAUGGUUAUCGGAACGUUUUCAACCAAGAGUCUCAACAAAUUUUGUGAAUCUACAAAACCCAGACUUCCAGCCCCUGUGUGGAGAGGUUGACCUCACAGGGUGUGUCAUCAGCAUCAUAGAUGGACAGGGUUCUUCUCCUGCAUUUUAUUUGGCUGAUGGACAGCUGAACUUUGUGAAAGUACGCUGUUUCAGCAGUCUCUCUCUGGUCGGCCUGGAGGAUGUGCUUAAACCACGAGUCCUGUUGGCUCUGAGCAACCUGCAGCUCAGAGGUCAGUCCAUGUAUCCCACUCCCGUUGUGUACGCUGGAGACCUGACUGUCUUCUCUACAAACCCUAAGGAAGUGCAUCUGCAGGAGUCUUUCGGCCACCUCAAAAGUGUGCUCCAGUGUCAAGAGAGCUUUUACCUAAAUGCAGAGGAGAAGCUUUCAGAUUUAGUGAAAUCUGAAGGCCUCAGCUCGAUUUCCUCUCCGGCUUUGAAACCACAAACCCCAGCGUCUGCAACAGACAGAGGCCAAGACUCAAAGACAAGUGUGACGUUUCAGAAACCAGUCGGAAACCACGGAUCUUUCACGCCUGUUAAUAAAAAUACUUCUGCAGUAGCUCCCUCAACAGAAAACGACCGGAAAAUCCAGAAAAGGAGAAGAGCUCUGGAUUAUCUGUCUCGUGUGCCGUCUCCACCACCUCUAUCCCAUCUGAGCUCGGUGGCUUCUCCCUGUGUAAACAAGACAUUCAACCCGCCGCGGAGGUCUGGGACCCCAGGCACUUUAAAAACUGCACACACUCCAGCUCAAAAACCCUCAGAGGCAACUGUGGAGCACGAGCUAGUGAAUGAUGAGGAACUGGCUAUGAUCGAUACUCAGGCACUGCUUGUUGGGGAUGUAUCAUAGAUGUGCGUGACUGUAUUUUGAAAAAACAUAAGCUACAACUAAGUGUGUUUGAAUACUGGACGAUGCUUGUAACAUUUAUACUGUAUAGGUUGUUAUUGUGCCCAUUAAACUUGGAACAGUAAAAUCAUG